Molecule: messenger RNA, 6668 nt
Organism: Lytechinus variegatus (green sea urchin)
Lineage: Eukaryota; Metazoa; Echinodermata; Echinoidea; Temnopleuroida; Toxopneustidae
Gene: apex2
Product: DNA-(apurinic or apyrimidinic site) endonuclease 2-like
Exons: 6
Coding region: 171-1922 (583 amino acids)
Biological process (GO): base-excision repair
Cellular component (GO): nucleus
Molecular function (GO): double-stranded DNA 3'-5' DNA exonuclease activity; zinc ion binding; phosphoric diester hydrolase activity
Source: RefSeq, a predicted model, not a curated record
UAUCCAUUCACGGUUGGGAUUUUCCCUUGCAGAUGACUCGAAUUGCACAUGUCGAUUUACACACACGUCCCUCGCUCGAGCUCGCUCAAACUUGAGCCUGUACUUGUAUUAAAGUGGAAGUUGUGGCAGUAGCAGUAUAGCUUGGUCUUCACUGAUUUAAACUUGCGAAGAUGAAAAUUUUGACAUGGAAUAUUAAUGGGCUCCGAGCUUGCCGAAUUCCUCUCAAGGAAUUAUUCACCAAUCUAGACGCGGACAUUAUAUGUCUUCAAGAGACGAAGAUAACAAGUAAGUACAGAGAUCAACUAGAUAAUGAUUUAGUUAAUGUGGAUGACUACAAUGCUUACUUCAGUUUCUCCAAGAAAAGAAGUGGAUAUUCAGGUGUAGCAACUUAUUGCAAAAAUAGCCAUACGCCUGUGAUUGUAGAAGAAGGUUUGACUGGCUUUCUCUCUCGUGGAUCCAACCAGAGUCUUAUUGGUUGCUAUGGAGACCAGUCUGAGUAUACUCCAGAAGAGUUGCAGUCUAUUGAUGCAGAAGGCAGGACCAUUAUCACUCAGCAUCAAUACAGGAAGAAAGAUGGUACGACCGGAGAUCUUGUCAUAAUCAACGUAUACUGCCCUCGCGCAGAUCAUGAUAACCCUGAGAGGAUUAGCUUUAAGAUGAGAUUCUAUGGUAUCUUGCAGCUCCGAGCUGAGGCCUUGCUGCAGUCUGGAAAAUCUGUUGUGAUCGUAGGUGAUGUGAAUGCUUCACACAGGCGUAUUGAUCACUGUGAUCCAAGUGGUAAUGGGGGUAAAUUUGAAUCUCAUCCAAGUAGGAGAUGGCUAGAUGGAUUCUUGAAGGAUUGCAGUUGUCCAAAGGAGGAAAAUACAUCACCAUCAUCUCCAGACCAAGAGUUAAAUGAUAAAGAGAGGCAAUCCCACAAUGACAGUAACAUUGACAAUGAAGAUUUGCCAUCAAAAGAUAACCUCUUUGUAGACACUUUUCGCUACUUCCAUCCAACACGGGAGAAUGCAUUUACCUGUUGGUCCACUCUAACAGGGGCUCGACAGACAAACUAUGGGACAAGGAUUGAUUACAUUAUUGCUGAUGAGCGGUUGUGUAUUGAUGAGUUGACGGAGUGUGACAUUAUGCCUGACUUUGAAGGAUCUGACCACUGCCCCGUCAAGGCCACUCUACGAGGUGGCUGCUCCCCAGCGGAACAGCUGCAUUCAUUGUGUGCCAAGCUCAUGCCCGAGUUUGCAGGGAAGCAGCAGAAAUUGUCCAACUUCUUCCAGAAAGUGUCUCCUUCCAAGAAGUUUGAGAUCCAUGGGAAGGCUAUGUCCGGGGAGAAUCAACAGGGAGGUGGGUCCAGACUGGGUGUUGGUAAGCGAGAAGGGCAGUCCUUGAUGGGUAACUCAAGUAAAAGGUCCAAAACUGAUGCCAAGGUGGCCAAGACAGGGAACAUUGCAAGUUUUUUCAAGAAAAAGGUAGAUGCAAAACUCCAAAGCCAGACUGACCUUGAAAUUCACAAGGUAUUUACCAGUCUGGAUGAUCCCAGUUCACUGCCAACCAGUCGAAGAAGUGUCGGAGACAUCAACGGCAGUGUUGGUUCUCAAAGUCGUGUUAGUGACAUUAUUGUUGAUACUGGCAUCUGUAGUUCCAAUGACUCAGUGCCUGAUACAUCCCAUACCAAAGAGACACGUCAAGAACAUGUUGAAGCCAAGCCCAAAGCGAAGCAGCAACUAUCAUCUACUUGGAAGAACCUCUUUAAAGGUCCUCCACCUCCACCAAAGUGCAGAGGACACCAAGAGCCUUGCCUAUUGCGGACAGUCAAGAAGGCUGGACCCAACCUGGGGAAGCAGUUCUUUGUGUGCAACAGACCCGAGGGCCAUAAGAACAACCCUGAGGCAAGAUGUAAUCACUUUGAAUGGGUUACCAAAAGGUGAUCUUGAAUUAAGUCUUAUUUAUAUGCAAGUAAUUUUUUUCUCUCAGAAUGAAUCAUGUGGCUCUGGGGAGAUUUUGUUGAUGGGUUUUAGACAUUUUAUGAACCAGUUCAGGGAUAUUUUUCAAUAUCACAUCUCAUGAUCAAAUUAAUUACACUGUGUCAAGUCAAAUCAGCAUGCUGAAAUUUUGUUAGGUAUAUAGUAUGUAAACUCAAAACAGUGUUCAUCAUUAGCAUCAGUACUUUAUUUCAAGGUCAAGAUCACCCCCAAUGUUGUUGGCGGACAACACAUUUAAGCCUAUGCAAUGACUACCAAAGAAUGGUAAUUUUUAAGAUAAGUAUAUCACAUUAUGACGAAAGAAUUAUAGUCAUUCUUAUAUUCUCAGAGAUUUGUCUGAUUCAUGAAAUAAAUAUUCUCAUCUCAGUCAAAGUUCUUGAGAGAGGUUUUAGGUAAUAUCCACUAACCUAGAAUGAAUAAUUUGUGAAAAUCAUGAGUACCAAAGUGUGAUCAGUUUUCAUACCAUAUUUCAGUAUAGGAUGUUGAAAUACCUCCACAACAUGAAUUUUGUGGGAAUAGGUCAAAGAUCGCCAGGAUAUGACCUCAUGAAUACAUAAUUAGCCCCAUUGAAAUCAAUGUACAUGUAUAAUUGGCCUGGAUCUAAAUGUUGUGAACUAGGCAAAUAAAUGAUUUAUAGGUGUUCCCAUAAAAGAUAUGUUUAACACGUUCUUGUCUACUUCUUGGACUGGUUUCCCUAAAACCACUGCACAAAACCAGUUUAGAAGAUCACAUGUUACUAUCUAUUGCAAGUGGUGAUGAAUAACAAGUUACUGAUCACCUCAGGUGACUGUCCGAUAGCUGUGUUCAUCGCAAGUGAUGAUAAUAUCUGAAACCACCCAUAGUCAAAUCUGUUGUGACCUCAGGGACCCAUUGCGUUUAAAUGCAAGCCAAAAAAUCAAUCGCAAGUCCCAAAUGCACGCUGUUGAUUGGUUGAAAUUCAAGUUGCGCAUGUUUGUUAGAGUUGCGAUUGAUUGCAACUCUUUCUGCAACAGGCCCCAGAAAACAUAGGUACAGUAAUGAACAUGUUUAUGCAUAUUGUCUGAAGAAUCAAUAAUCCCUUUAACUUUGGUGAUUCAACUUAUGGAAAGUUGACUUAUAGCAGAUUUGUCACUUUUCAGCCUACUCUGCACUCAUUUUCACUCUGCCUGAUGAAAUAUGCAUUUUUAUUUAGCAAACAUUUAACAACACUUGCAAUAUUAUACAUAUUAUUCCAGCAGCAUCUAAUUUGUAGCAGCAUCAGUUUAUCACUGAAAAUAACUGUAUUUUCAUUUGCAUUAAUCAUUUGUAUUCUUUAAGUUGCCAAAAUAUGUUUGAUAAUGUCUGUACUAUAUGUGUUUUUGGGCAUUUUUACAAUGGUAGUGAAGUGAUUAUGAAGAAAUGAGAGAUAAUUAAUUAUUGAAUUAAUUUCAUAAUAGAAGAUGAAAUAGAUAAAUUCACUUCCAAUAAAUCAUAUUUUUAACAGUACUGUGCAAUCACCAUUUAGCACUGCUCUUGGAAAUAAAUUCCCUUUAUACUUGGAAUCAAAUAUAUACUCAGAAUGAAAUUAGAUCAUUGACUUUACCAUGAACAGUAAUAAAGUUUAUUUUGACCCUCAGGAGCAAUGUAGACAUACAAGCAAUAAAUCAUAAAGGAAUUUCAUAUGAAAUUUGUAAGACAGUUUAUUGGUAAGGAAUGUGGAUUACAAACAAAGAGUAUUUGUAAAUGCAAAACAUGUACUUGCAAAUUUUGUUGCAACAGUUGUAAGAAAUGGCUCCAAUCAUUUCUAAUGUUAGAAAUUGACGAACAAGAUAUUCAAAGAGAUUGGUUAAAGUGUAGCAAUGAAUGUGAUUUUGUACUUUGUACAGACACUGUAUUCAAAUGUGAAGGAUAGAAAUGCAAUACUCUUAGAAAAUGGAAGUAUACCUUUAUACCUCUAUAACAACCCUGUUUCACUUUUUUCAAUUCCACAAAACCGGUAAAUCAAUCUUUUCAGAUAAUAAUGCAUGAUUUCAUAAUCAUUUGAUUACCAUUCAUCUCUCUUUCUGUUAUAUACAUUCUUAGAAUCAAACAAUGUUUUUUAGCAUUUUUUCUAAUCUCUAUGAAUUAUCCAGAGUAAUUCAACUAUUUGAGAUUUACCCAUUCUUGUUCUGUGCACUAAACCAGUCUUGUAGAGAUCAAUGAUUAUGUGAUGUACAUAUUAAGUUACAGAAAGGAAUAAAGUAAUAUUCAUAAGUAAUUCAUAUUAAAAGAGAAUGUGAUUACUUGGAUCAUUGGGCUGUUAUUAGUUACAUGUCGGAAAGAAAUUUUAACUUAUCUUUGUUCCUGGAAGUUUCUGUAAAAAAAAUUGUGCAUCAAGAUUAUAGACCUAAUUCAUUGAUGUCAUUGCACCGCCAUUUUAGAGGCUGAAGUCGUUGCCUCUCUGACAUAUUUCUGUUUACACAAGGGAGGGUGCUAUGAGAUUAUUACAUCAUAUGCAAUAGAUCUACAUUUUUAAGUGGAAAACUUGUGAUUUUCAUUCUACUUGUUCCAAUAUGGAAGAAAAUCAUAAUUCACCAUUCUUAAAGCCUUAUUUAAAUAUGAUGAGAUAAAGCUGAGCAGCAUUAUCCAUAGUGGUGAGACAAACCCCACUACUUAUCUAAUUAAUAUCUAAUAAAUGUGCAAAUCUCAAAAUGUCCAGAAGUGUGCAAAUUUACGACAUAAUGAUGUCGAGUUGCAUUUUAUUUGAUAACCCAUUUUUCAAAGGAGUUUGAUUGGACUGCAGAUUAUUGUCAUGCUGGUAACAAAAUGAAAACCCCUUGCCUCUUCACCGUCUUUUUAUACCCCGCAUUCCAUUGACUUUUUGUACACAAAUAUGUUGCUGAGGUUUGUCAUGCCAUUUCAGAACGAGCCUAAAACCACUCCAAUGCUACCACUUUCUCGCCUCUCAAUUUCCACUUCACCUCUUUCAUUUUCAUUCCUUUUGAAUUACUUUCUAUUUAUAUCACCAACCCAACAGUCUUUAUUCAGGACUAACAUAAUGAACCAUUAAAAGUUUGUUCAUCUUAUCUUUACAUCCAAUGAUGGUUUAAUACUUGAGCUCUUUCACAAGACAUGUAUAUUCAAUAUUUCCAUGUCAGUUUCGGAUUAUCUAGUUCAUAAUGUAUGGUUAAUAUUGAAUUUGUAUAAUAGCGCACAUAUCCACUAGUCUGCUGUGUAAACCCCUCUCUCGAAUUUAGGGUCUGAAUGUGCAGCCUAUAGCAAAUUUUGUAUGGUCUAGUCUUUGUGUGGAGACUCACUUGCUGAUCAGAGUUUCAAUCAGGGUCUGUGCCUGCAGACAACAUAUCCACAUUGUUAGGUGCUCAAGUUGCUCCUAUAUAUUACCCCACCUAAGCUAGUCUACCUUUUCCGGUAGUCACAGCUUUUUGAGGAAUUACUUCCUGCCAGUACCCAUUUACAUCACCUGGGUUGAGUGCAGCACAAAGUAGGUAAAAUUUUUGCCGAAGGAAAACACGCCAUGGCUGGGAAUCUAACCCACGUCCCUCACAUUGAAAGACGAGUCUUAACCACUAGACCAUGAUGCACCAUUAUGCAUACUAUAACCAUUAUUUCAAUAGUAGCCAGCUUCUAAACAAUUCUAUGCACUGUAAAAAUAAUGUUAAACAGGAGAGAACCGCCUUUGUCCCAAACUGUGCACUGAUCCAAUACUGGCGUUCAUGUAUUUUGAUGUAUGUAUUCUGACAUCAUCUACUCCUCCCCCUUCCCCCUCGAUUUAAUCAGAAUUCAUAAGUUGAACACAUUAGUUACAUGGAAAGAUUGUUUUUAUAAAUGCAUCACUGUUAUAAUUCAAAAUGUUUUGAUUUCUUGUAAUUAUUUGUAGGUUUAUGCAGUUUUCAUAAAAAGCUGCCUGUAUUACUAUAUUUCAUGGUAAGAAUAGUGAGAAUUACACUGCUGGGAUUAAUCUCUGCCUUCACACUUUACUCAUUACACUGGCUUAUUCCACAUCCACAGAAAAUUAUUAAUAAUCAUAAGCAAUAUCACUGAUUCAUUUUGGUACUUACAUGGUAAAUAAACUAUUAAUGAUACCAACAGUGGAUAAAUAGCACACAAUUAUGACAUACAUGAAUAUUGUCACUUUUUGCACUAAAUGUGUAAAUGAUACUUUAUAAUAAAUAGCACACGAAUGAUUGUAUAUGUUCACACAUUACUACAGCUUACUACCGGUAUAUGCACAUGUUGGGUUUUAAAAAAAUAUAUAAAAGCACACAAAUGGUUAUAUAAAUACAUAUAGCAUACUUAACAUAAAUAUAUACAAAGCACAGAUACAUUUACAUUAAUAUGGUUGUUUUGUUUUGUUUUUGCAUUUAAAUAUAAAAACCUCGAAAUCGGUCUGGUCACCAUGUUGCAGGAAAUUGUCUUCAGGAUAUCCCCAAGGCCAUGCUCACAUUCUACAUAGCUUCGUCGAUAUUUAAAAUAAUUCUGUUUAAAUACACAUGUCUAGUUGUAGAUGUUCAAACAUUUAAUAGUUGUUCCAGCUCUAUGCAGACCAUACUGUUGUGUGAUUCUGCACUUACAAGGAUUGGGGCUAAGGCCAUAAUCAAGGGUCAAAGGUCAUUAGGAUCUGGAAAGUUCUUGACUCUUUACUGUACUGACAUGAAAGCUAUGUUUAUCAGCAGCAAAAAAUAUUAUCUUCUGCCUGCAUAUUAAAAGGGAUGGUCCGGGUUAAAAAUAUUUGAA